Molecule: messenger RNA, 1444 nt
Organism: Paramacrobiotus metropolitanus
Lineage: Eukaryota; Metazoa; Tardigrada; Eutardigrada; Parachela; Macrobiotidae
Product: nuclear transcription factor Y subunit gamma-like
Exons: 6
Coding region: 357-1220 (287 amino acids)
Biological process (GO): regulation of DNA-templated transcription
Cellular component (GO): nucleus; CCAAT-binding factor complex
Molecular function (GO): protein heterodimerization activity; DNA-binding transcription activator activity, RNA polymerase II-specific; DNA binding
Source: RefSeq, a predicted model, not a curated record
AAUGCACGUUUAUUCACUUUCAAAAGUCAGGAGAAAAACAACGGGAUAAAUAAUCGAACUGUAGCCAAUAUCCUGUGUACUGUUGCUGGAUGAUCCAUAGAUCAAGGAGAGACACAAUAGGAUUAGGAGGAUCAGUGGUAAAUCGAGCUGAGAGCAGCAGAACGGAAGUCUCGCGCUCGCUGUCGAUUGGAUUUCCUGGCUGGCGAACCAGAAUUUGCAGUAACGUCUGAUUAGUCCUUUCGGAUUGGCGCCACUCUCCUGUUUUGGUGCGCCGAGACUCUCCGGCAGCGUUUCUCCCUCGUCUUCUGCAACUUUUCGUCCGAAAUUCGCGGCGAUCGGAAUUUCCCUGUUGCACAAUGGCCUUCAGUUUAUCGAAUUUUCCUCCGGGCACCAGUCUGAUGACGGCGGAUGGGACACCCGUCAUCCUGGAUGCCAAUCAACAGCUAGUCAUCCAGGCCUCCGGGAGCGAGGAGAUCCCCGGGAAAGAAUCCUCGGCGGAGGCGUCCCUGCGGAAUUUCUGGCAGCGCCAGAUGCAUCGGAUUCGUGCCAUGAAACCUGAUGAGUUUCGCCAUCCCGAGCUACCCCUGGCCAGGAUCAAGAAGAUUAUGAAACUGGACGAAGACGUGGGGAUGAUCAGUUCCGAAGCGCCCGUCGUGCUUUCCAAAGCCUGUGAGAUGUUCAUCGAAGAGCUGACACUGCGUGCCUGGCUGCAUGUGGAGGAGAACAAGCGCCGCACUCUGCAGCGCAACGACGUCGCCACGGCCGUCAGCAAGUGCGACCAGUUCGAUUUCCUCAUCGACAUUGUCCCGCGCGAUGAAGUGAAGCCCAAACCGCCUUCCAAAAGCACGCCGCGGUCGGUGUCGGAGGUGCAGUACUUCGUGCAGCAGGGCGGGCAGGUGACCUCGGCGGUGCAGGGCCUGCCCAGCGUGCCCGUGACGCAGCUGCAGUUGGCCGUGCAGGGCAGUGCGCAGCAGACGCUCAGCGUCCAAGAGGGCGCCACGCUCCCCGUCGUCAUCAACAACUCCGCCGGCGAGAUCCAGCAAGCCAACUUGAGUUUGACGGCGCAGCAGAUUGAGGCCAUCCGGCAGUACAUCUCCACCCUGGGCAUCCCCCUGUCGGCCUCCAACCAGAUCGUCAUCCAGGCGCCCACCGGCGGCGGCAGCCAGCUGCAGGUCUCCAUCAAUCCCAACCAGCUGCAGCCGCAGGAAGCCUCCGAUUGACUGUAGUUCCCGAUUUCCUAUCUGCCUAUCUGUUAUCCUGAUGCUGCACCGGCAUCGCCGUUUCCCCACUAAAAACCCGCGCUCUGCAUCUGCAGCCCGACUUUUCCCUUGUAACUUAUUUUCUUCCGCUCUGUUUUUUUGUAAUCUGUUAUUUGUUUUCUCAGUUCAUCUGCACAUAUCCUGUAUCAAACGAUAAUUAAUAAAACCCGCUAACUGAAAUUAAA